AUGCAGUCUCCACUCAGCCCAGUCUAUCCCUACGACUUGAACUCCCCCUACUCGAACGCGUCGUCCGCGUCGUACCAGACCGACCCCAGCCCCGUCUCCGACCAGCCCGCCGACGACGACUAUGCGCUCUACGCGUCGGCCCAGAUCGCCAUCUACAACGCCGACCUCCCCCACCCGUACGAGUUCGACCCCGCGAUGUGGCCCGAGGCGAAGAAGCAGCAGCAGCACGUCUACCACGUCCCCCGCUCCCACCCCGCCUACCCGCCCCAGUACCACUCCGACCUCAAGGCCGUCUACCCUGCUGCCCCCCCCAACCACUCCCCCGCGCCUCCGAGGAUCAAGCAGGAGGAUCUCGCCGCCUUUCCUGCCAACAUCCCCGCUUAUCCUCCCUCGCACGACCUCGUCCAUUCCCAGAACCACCACCACAUCCCAAUGUCUCACAACACCCACCACCACCAGCACCUCCUCCAAUCACAUGCCCACGAUACACAGAACCCUCAGACGGGCACGGGCACCGCAGCCAGCCCCUUCGCUCUCCUCUCGCCGCUCCAACAGCCACAGCCCACCGCGUACUACUCCCCGCCCUUCCGUCCGCAGCAGCAGCAACAGCCCCAACAAUACCAGCAGCAGGUGUACGCCUCCACGGGCACCGUACACCCCGCGGAUGUCUCGCCCCAGAGCGACUCCUCCGUUUCCCCACUGUCGACCUACGCCGACCUCUCCGGUGCUGUCGCCUGUGACCCCCGCUUCGUCUGCCCCCCGCAGGCUCAGCAGCAGCAAUGCCACCCGCACCCGCACCAGCAGAAUGGCUUCCACCCGGUCGGCGGUCUGGACAGUGACAUGGGCAUGGGCGAGAUGGACCUGGACGGCCAUAUCUCCAUCGUCUCGGGCGGCAUGGCCGUCGGGAUGGCCCCCCAUGUGAUGGAGGACGUGGGCAUGGUCGUCGUCGGUGGGAUGGGCGAGGAGGACGCGGAUGGCGAGGAGGACUGGGGCGACCAUGCGCAGAUGCAGGUCCAGCAGGGGUACGAGCAGCACCAUCAGCAGCAGCAGCAGCAGACGGAGUACAUGGACGACGGCGAGCACGAACAGGCGUCCCAUUCGCGCACUUCCACUUCCACCUCGAAUUCGACUUCCACCGCCUCCACCUCCACGACAUCGCGAGGCCGCAUCCUGCGCCGCCCUAUCCAUAAAUCACAUCAGCACCAGCCAGAGCAAGACCAAGACAACCACGCAACGAGUCCGUCAGAAGAAGACGAGUUCGACGACGAGUCCGAGAGCGAGGAGGAGAGCGAAGACGACGAUGACGACGAGUUCGUGCUCAAGCCGCGGAGCCGGACACGGGGUGGGAUGGGGGCCGUGGGCAGCGGUCGGCGCCGUGGGUCGGCCGUGCCGGUGUCUGCGUCGGCGAUGGCAGCAGUGGCUCAGGCCCAGCUUCAGGCUCAGGCGGCGCAGGCGCACGCCGGGCAUGGACAGGGCCAGGGGAUGCCGUCGUCGUAUCCCACAACGAGCGCGGGUGCGGGUGCGGGUGCGGGCUUUGGUGGGUAUGGAGAGGGAAGAACGUUGAGGCCGAGGAGCGUGUCGAGGUAUAAUCCCUAUGCGGAUGGGGGGUUCAGCUACGACGGCGAGCAGAGCAUGUUCUCGCAAUCGACAGAUGCGUCCUACGACGGUCGGCGACGGUACAACUCCCACCCUGGCGCCUCGCCCGCCUCCACAUCCACAUCCUCAUCCCAGCCCAGCCGGUCCACCUCCUCUGCGUCCAACCCCUCCUCCACAUCCUCCACCCCCUCUUCCACCUCCUCAACCUCAACACACACAACCACCACAUCCACCGCACGCCGGCGCCUGCGUCCGUCACCCACCAUGCCCAUCCCCGUGCCUGUCCCCAACCUGACCAAGAAAUCGCGCGGGCGGCGCGUGCCGACCAUGUCCUCCCUGGAAGACAUGCGCAGCGCGGCGAGCGGCGCGGGGAAGAAGCGGCAGAGCGCGGCGGCCGGGGGCAAGAAUGCGAGGAUGUAUUUGUGUGAUGUGGAGGGGUGUGGCAAGUGUUUUGCGCGCGGGGAGCAUUUGAAGAGGCAUGUGAGGAGUAUACAUACGUAUGAAAAACCUCAUAGGUGUCCCUACCCGGGUGCGGCAAGGACUUUAGCAGGCAUGAUAACUUGGGCCAGCAUAUGCGCGUGCACAAGGACUUCGUCCCGCCCGCGUCGCUCGCGCCCUCGGUGUUGGCGGCGCAGCGCAAGAAGGUCGCGGUGUAACCGUUGGCUGCCUCGUCUUCGACAUGGACUCGGGUUUAUUCCUUUCGUUUUCUAA
This is a messenger RNA of Cyclocybe aegerita, 2307 nucleotides long. The record is from the annotation of a GenBank genome assembly. Lineage: Eukaryota; Fungi; Basidiomycota; Agaricomycetes; Agaricales; Hemipholiotaceae.